AGUCACUACUUUAUAUGUAAUUGGAAAAUGGCUCUGACGAUUAUCGAGUGGGUGAAGUAGAAAGUUAUGGUUAAACCCUAAAUUUUUUUGACUCGUGUCUCUCCCGCUUCAUCUUCUCCAGUUAUGGCUAUUGUACCCAACAAUUGCAAUCGCAAUCGCACCAUCUCGUUCCGACAUUCCCCAGUUUUGAAGGCUCGCCCGGACAAACCAGUUUCUUCGUCUUGUAGUAAUACUACAAGAACAUCGAGUCUCAGACAAGAAUUUCACGCCAGUUGCAAAGGGUUUCUUAGAUUCAAAUUGUGGGUUCGUGCUUCAGUGUCAUUAAAAAAGAAAGCAGCAAGAUGUCUUAGAGAUGAUCAUAAAGAUUCACAAUCUCAACAAGUUGUUCAAGAUGAUGAUAGGAUUGAGGAACAUUCUUCUUCUACUAAUAGGGGUUUUAAAAAUGGCAACAAUUUCUUAGUAUCAUCAAUAGAUAAGAAGAAGCUUGCUGAGAUUUCUGUAUAUGGUGAACCUUUCCUACCACUCAAAGAGGAGGAAGUAGCUCAAGUUGAGAGUGCCUUCUCUGGGAUAAAUAGAAUGAAGAUCUUGGUUUCACAUAAAAAAUCCAAUAUUGAUAUCUCUGGAGAAACUUUACAAUGCCUAAUGCCGAAUCAAUGGCUUAACGACGAAGUCAUUAAUCUCUAUCUCGAGUUGCUGAAAGAGAGAGAAACUAGAGAUCCCCAAAAGUACUUGUUCAAGUGUCAUUUCUUCAAUACCUUCUUUUACAUUAAGCUCGUAAGCGGCUCCCGUUACAAUUACGAAGCUGUCAGUAAAUGGACUACCAAGAGAAAGCUAGGAUAUGCCCUCAUUGACUGUGACAUAAUAUUUGUUCCAAUCCACAUAGGUAUACAUUGGUCCCUGGCAGUGAUUAACAAUAGGGAGCGCAAGUUCGUGUAUCUUGAUUCAUUAGUUAAUGAAGUUGAUCCUACAAUUUUGAAUGCUCUGGCAAAGUACUUGGUGGAUGAAGCAAAAGAAAAGAGUAAAAAGAAUAUUGACGUUAGUUCAUGGGACAUGGAAUACGUUAAAGAAUGUCCUCAGCAACUGAAUGGGGACGACUGUGGGAUGUUUAUGCUUAAAUACAUUGAUUUUUACAGUAGAGGAUUGAGUCUACAAUUUAGCCAGAAAGACAUGCCAUACUUCAGGAUGGAGGAAUUAAGCCAAAUCUUGAAGAACAAUAGGACCGAUGAUCUCACUUGGUUUUGCUCUCUCUCAGAAUCUGAACUGGAUUUGCUCAUCAGCUUAAAGCAGCUAGUCAUUCAACGCGCCAAAAUAAGCGGUCUCCAAGAUUUAGUAGCUGACAAAUUUGAUCUUAAGAUGCUCCUAGCUCUCGGGCUUGUGCUAAUGGAGUAUGUAAGAAAAAGGGUAGAAGAUGAUACUUCUCUUGACCCAAGUGUUGUUCAACAACUUAGCCUUUUGGAUAGUUGUAACUUGUUGAAAACGAAUGUAGAUGAUACUGUAGACAUUGAGGAGAUUCUUACUGAAAUCUGCAACAAGAAUUCAAAAAAGAAAACACGGAAAAGGAGUCGAGGGUGUGGGAAAGAAGAGAAAGAGAGUGGGUGUAACGGUGACGGACGGAUUCAAGGUGGCAUUGCAACUGUCCCUGGUUUCGGUUGGUGGCCCAUUAAGGCUUACAGGCCUUGUCCCGCGUUUGUGGAGGCCGGAGGUAGAUACCGCCGCAUAGGACAGAGCAUGGACGAGGUUGCAUUUGGUCGUGGUGACUCUAAAUCCUUCACUUCUAUAGACACCGGUGAUUCACUACUAAGGUUUCUUUGUCGGCGAGAGAUGACAUCAAUGGAGGAAGUAGCGAGAGAAGAAGUAGAGAUCGACAAGGAUCUGCAGAGGAAAAUAGAGAAGACGGUGAAGAAGAUCUUGGAAAGUUCGAACUUGUACAAGAUAACAGAGAUCAAGGCGCGAGAAGAAGCUUCACUUGAAUUGGAUCUUGAUCUCUCUCAAGAUCCUUACAAGGUCAUCGUGAAAGAAGUUGUUGAAAGUUUCCUCGAAGAAGCCGUAAAGGUAAUCGGCAAUAGAAUUGCGAUGCUUCCGCAGAGGAUAGAGUCGAUGCUCAGGGAGAUGCUGACGAUGGAAGGGUUAAAGCCCACUAAGGGAAUCUUGGCCCAAGCCCACUUCAAAGCCAAUGCGGAGGAGAGGCAGAACGAGCGGUUUGGAGAGGAGGCAAGAGGAACCGACAUGAACUCGAUUCCGGCAUAGCUCGUUUAGUUUGGUAUAUUACGAGUGGCUUCGUUUUUUUUUUGUCGUACGGCAUUAAAUGUAAAACGCAAAA
Molecule: messenger RNA, 2320 nt
Organism: Arabidopsis arenosa
Lineage: Eukaryota; Viridiplantae; Streptophyta; Magnoliopsida; Brassicales; Brassicaceae
Source: the annotation of a GenBank genome assembly